AUGAAGAUAAUGGGAAAAUACAAGAUUAGACCGGUUGGCCAACAUUUCGGUUUGUUGACACUUACUGAACUUAGUCGUGGAAAUGGCAAUGACUUUGCCAAUGCAUCGUUGAAUUGGGAGAGAGACAAUGGUGAUGAAGAAGACAACCAAUUAAUCGUGGAGAAUCAGGAUAUAUUAGGCGACGAAAGGCCCUCUAGUUCUACCAGUAGUGGAUAUGUCGGUGAGAGAGGAAGUAGUAGUGCCACGAGCGAGUCUAGGAUCGAUGAAACGAGUGAAAUUGACGGUAAUGAGAUUCAUGAAGUAAGGAACCAUGGUUUCCUCGAAGGAUUCUCCGUUAAUCAGGCCUCCUUUUGGGUUCUUGGUAAACGCCAUGUUGAUGAGGAUGAUGGUUCGAUAGCAUGGAGAAAGAGGAAGAAACACUUCUUUAUUUUGAGUAAUUCUGGUAAACCGAUAUAUUCCAGAUAUGGAGAUGAACACAAACUAGUUGGUUUCUCAGAUACGUUACAAGCCAUCAUUUCAUUCGCGGAGAAUGGGGGAGAUCUUAUCAAAUUGAUCAAGGCUGGGAAACACUAG
Molecule: messenger RNA, 573 nt
Organism: Hibiscus syriacus
Lineage: Eukaryota; Viridiplantae; Streptophyta; Magnoliopsida; Malvales; Malvaceae
Product: vacuolar fusion protein MON1 homolog
Exons: 5
Coding region: 1-573 (190 amino acids)
Biological process (GO): protein targeting to vacuole; vesicle-mediated transport
Source: RefSeq, a predicted model, not a curated record